Molecule: messenger RNA, 2382 nt
Organism: Astrephomene gubernaculifera
Lineage: Eukaryota; Viridiplantae; Chlorophyta; Chlorophyceae; Chlamydomonadales; Astrephomenaceae
Source: the annotation of a GenBank genome assembly
CUUGCAGCUCCUUAACCUUACAUGGACUUACAGGCUGCAUGUAAACGCUGUACACCUCAGGCUGGUUUAUAUGAGCGGAACUGUCCUGCCAGCCAAUUGCAAGCGCAUACGACAUAAGACGCAUUCAUCUGGCUAUCAGCUGGCUCGGCAGAGCACUAAUGGCCAGCAAACACGUCAACAGUGCCUUAAACGAUUUCUAAUCGUAAAUCUGCUACUUGUGCUUUAUGCAUGGAGCGUGAUCGAGGCGAAGCCAUGCUCGCCAGGAUGCACCAAGCAUGGGACUUGCAAUCAUGAGCUUGGAAGGUGUGAUUGCCCCCGAAAUCUGACCGGCGACAACUGCGAUGAGCCCAUCAAGCCCCUGGCGCGCGUCUGCAAGCACAACGGCUUCCCCAGUCUUGAGGAGUGCGUCGCGGAGACACCACUCCGAUGCCUCAACGCGUGCAACAGACGGGGCAGAUGUUACGGGGGCUGGUGCCACUGCCAUGAAGGCUACUACGGCGCAGACUGCUCCCUCUCCCUAGAUGCCAACGGAAGGCCUGAGCAGCUGGCUGGCAUGGGCUUCAGCGCCGCGCCGGGCCCCCCCCGCAUCUACAUCUACGAGCUGCCUCCGCGCUUCACAACACACAAGAACCUGGACCGCUUCGACCGGCCGCUGUUCGCGCACCUGUGGAAGCGCAUCAUCAGCUCCGGCCACCGCACCACGGACGGGGCGGCGGCGGACUACUACUACGUGCCCGUGGACUUCAGGUACAUGUUUUCGGAGGCGCUGCUGGUGCUGCAGUACAUCCAGCAGACGUGGCCGUACUGGAACGCCACGGGGGGAGCCCGGCACUUGCUGCUGAGCACCAGCGACCUAGGCGGCUGCGAGGGCAAGCAGCUCAUGCGUAUCCGCAACCUCACGGCGCAGGCGGUGUGGGUGACGCCCUGGGGCCUCACACGCAAGCACCCGCGCGUGUGGUGGCCGGGCUGCCACCGGCCCGGGCUGGACGUGGUGAUUCCCAUUCCCGCGCAGACGAAUGGCAUGCUGCGCACGCCGCUCAACCCCAGGGUUACACCCCUGGAGCGCAACACCACGUUCUACUUCUCAGGCAAGAUCUGCGGCGACAACCGGGACCCGCGCGCCGACACCUCCUCCUGGCCCGUGUGCCAGACAGCCACCAACCCCCUCUACAGCGCUGGUGUACGGCAGCAGGUAUACUAUCACCACUCCAAGCGUCCGGGGUACAUUGUCGUACCGCGGAGUAGGUCGUACGUGCGGGACAUGUCGACUGCCAAGUUCUGUUUGGCGCCAACGGGAGGUGGACACGGGAAACGGCAGGUGCUGGUGGCUCGCUUCGGCUGCAUCCCCGUGCCCAUCACCGACUACGUGCUGCAGCCCUUCGAGCCGGAGCUGGACUGGGAGGCCUUCAGCGUCACCGUCAAGGAGGAGGACGUGCCCCGCCUGCACACAAUACUUGGGGCCAUCAACGACACGAAGCUGAGUCAGAUGCAGAAAUCUCUGGCAUGCGCCUCAAAGCACCUGUGGUGGAGCAGCCUGUGGGGCGGCAUCUUCGGAGACGACGGCCGCUACGACGCCUUCGCGACCCUCAUGGAGAUCCUGCGCGUGCGGCUGCUGCACCCGGGCGCCCCGCCGGAGCAGUACCGCCAGCUGGACGAGCGGUUCAGGCGCUUCGCGGACUGCGAGCUGGAUGACGAGCCGCCGCGCAACGUGAGCCUCUGCACGUACGGCUACGACCUAGGACUGGAAGGCAUAGCACCCACGCCGUACUGCGAGUGGCGCAAGUAUGGCAAGUACGGCAUCCCUGGAGGCGCAAUAUGCGAGGGAGCGCUCAACAUUGCUGCAUGUCCCCGGCCCUGGCAAUAGCACUAGUAGGCCAUGUCGUUGAGGGUUCUGUAGAUGUAGCAGUAGCAGGGGACUCGUUCUGCUGCUGUCAUUGCGGUGGUGGGGUGGUGGGGGAAUGCUACCGGCUUCUAGGGCAGACAAUCAGUUGCGGGAGUAAGAUAAGUCAGGGCUGGGACUCGCUUAGCUUGGUGGUGAUGAUCUGGCGGGUGCGACAUCUAGGAGUUCGAGGCCGGCACAGCCGUGCUGUGGAUGCUUCUACAGUUGACGUACAGUUGACGGUUAGCGGGCAUGCAGAGUACCAAAAGUGCUUUCAUGUAAUCCAAGGCAUAGAAUAGCAUGUUGAGAGGCUGCAACGUAGCUGUAUGGAUCCAUAGGUUGCCUAGGAACCUGCACGAGGAGAAGCAAUUGCCGGCCAUCUCGGGGGAUGUUUUCUUCUAUGAAUAGUCCCCCUAGCUGGUGGUAAGGCGGGCCGCCCAUGAAGGUGCAGUGCGGCAAAGAGAAGCGGCCAACUUCUGCAGCUGUAAGACUACACUUCCUAC